CUCUAGAUGUCUUAAGUUUUAAACCUAACUCAAGGGGGUCUUUUCAUAGGGGUGGGUUGCCUCCUUGAAGUUGUUCUUUGGUGAGUCAGGUAGAAGUGUGCAUAUAUGGACUUUAGUUUUAAAAAAAAUAGUUGUAUAUAUAAUAAUAUUUAUUGAGAUGCUAUUUGUUAGAAUUUAGGUAGGCUUCCUUUAAAUUUUGUCCGAUGAUUAUCAUGUGUUUAGUUUAGGGGAAAGGAAGAGUAGAGAAAAUGGGUUAUUUUAGGUGUCCACUACUCUUAAUCUUAUUGUUGUUAUGUUUGGCGAACAUCAUAACCGGUGUUCCUCUUGUGCCGGCGCUAUGCAUCUUCGGGGACUCUGUAACGGACGUCGGCAACAACAAUUACGUCACCACUUUGCUCAGAGCAAACUUUUUUCCUUACGGAAGAGAUUUUGUAACUCACAAACCUACCGGCAGGUUUUGCAAUGGAAAAUUAGCAGCAGAUUACACAGCUGAGUACCUAGGAUUUGAUACAUACCCGCCGCCUUACUUGAGUCCGGCCAACGACACACUUCUCCUAACGGGUGCCAAUUUUGCCUCUGCGGGGUCGGGUUUUUAUGACACUACGUCACACUUAUAUCAAGCGAUUACGUUAUCAGAGCAGGUUUCAUACUACCGGGAGUGGCAAAACCAAGUGGUGAGGAUUGCGGGAAACGAGAGAGCAAAUACCAUAUUUUCUGGCGGAAUUCAUAUACUAAGUGCAGGAAGCAGUGAUUUCCUCCUGAAUUACUACAUCAACCCUUUGUUGAAUGCAUUAUAUACCCCUUCACAGUUUUCGGAUAUGCUUUUGAGAUCCUACUCCAUCUUCAUACAGGAUCUCUACGGCUUAGGAGUAAGAAGGAUCGGAGUUACAACACUACCACCAAUUGGAUGUUUGCCGGCAGCCAUCACGUUAUUUGGUUUUGGAAGUAGUAACUGCAUUUUGAGACUAAACCGUGACGCCAUGAUGUUUAACAAUAAACUAAACACUACGUCUCAAAAACUAAUAGCAAGAUAUCCGGACCUCAAACAUGUGGUGUUUGACAUCUACCAACCUCUUCUUGAUAUGAUCCAACAACCUAGUGAUAAUGGUUUUCUUGAGUCAAAAAGAGGUUGUUGUGGAACUGGUACAAUUGAGACUUCUUUGUUAUGCAAUGCUAUGUCGAUAGGUACAUGCUCAAAUGCAACUGGCUAUGUGUUUUGGGAUGGAUUUCAUCCAUCUGAAGCUGCAAACCAGAUCAUGUCACAAAAUCUGCUAAGGCAAGGAAUAAAUUUAAUUUCAUAGAACGGUUACGUUUGGGAGUUAUAAUAUAUAUGUUUGUCUUCCGUAUUAAGAGUUAAAGAAGUAGAAUAUGUUGGUUUUUAUUUCUUUUAUUGUAAAUAAAUAUCCAACUUAUAACAUUCAAGGGAUGGUGCACAUAUAAGUGUCUAAACCUUUGUAGUAGAGCUCUUAUGAUCAAA
Messenger RNA from Helianthus annuus (common sunflower), 1477 nucleotides. Its product is annotated as GDSL esterase/lipase At5g03810. Lineage: Eukaryota; Viridiplantae; Streptophyta; Magnoliopsida; Asterales; Asteraceae. The record is from RefSeq and is a predicted model, not a curated record. The transcript has 5 exons. Gene Ontology annotation, molecular function: hydrolase activity, acting on ester bonds. Bases 249 to 1301 code for a protein of 350 amino acids.